AUGCAGGAGGCAGGACAAUCCCCUUUGUCCGAGAACCUACUAACACAACCAUUUCCAAGGAAAUGUUCCCUCCCGACGUUCACAACCCCAUUCACUGGAAUCGGGGAUGCAAUUGAACAUCUUAGAACUUAUCGCAUGACACUAACCCAGUGGGAUCGAUACGAUGUGGUGUUGUGUAAGUUUUCCCCAUCUAAUCUAAGAGACGAGACCCUAAUGUGGUUCAAUAAUUUUUCUAGAGGAUCAGUUAGAUCAUUCGCUCACCUAUCCGAGCUGUUCUUAGAAACAUACAUUCACAAUAGUAGAGUCAAGCCUGAAGUUGACGCACUGUUCCAGUUGAACCUAGGACCAAAUAAAUCGUAUAUUCGUUGUAGAAAACUAUGCGCCGAGAUCGUAAGAGUCCCGGAGGCCUACGCAAUCUUGGGCUUCAAAAAUAGUCUGAGAAAGACAGACCCUAUAUUCGUCCGCAUGUAUGAAAUCAUGCCAAAGAAUCUGGGAAAGUUAAGAGAAAUCCAGAAGGACUAUGUGUCUCUUGAAGAACUUAAAGACGGUACCUAUGAUAAACUGGUAAAAGGAAGCAGUAGAGGAGCAAAUAUGGUAGAACCACCGAACCCCCAGGUGCCAGCCCAAGGAGCAGGGCGACCCAACAAUGGGUCAACCCAGUUCGAUAAACAUCGGAGUGGAGGAUGGAAAGGGCGAGACCAAGCCCAACAAAAGAAAGGAAAAUUUGUGGACCCAGUCUACACAAAACGAAACACCCCCAUAUCCGAGAUCCUUAAGAAGAUCGACGGGAAAUACAAAAUCACUUACCCAUAG
Messenger RNA from Papaver somniferum (opium poppy), 813 nucleotides. RefSeq lists its product as uncharacterized. The record is from RefSeq and is a predicted model, not a curated record. NCBI's taxonomy places the organism in Eukaryota, Viridiplantae, Streptophyta, Magnoliopsida, Ranunculales, Papaveraceae. The coding region runs from base 1 to 813 and encodes 270 amino acids. The transcript has a single exon.